This is a messenger RNA of Orycteropus afer afer, 1216 nucleotides long. RefSeq names its product SEC14-like protein 4. The record is from RefSeq and is a predicted model, not a curated record. Gene Ontology annotation, cellular component: cytoplasm. NCBI's taxonomy places the organism in Eukaryota, Metazoa, Chordata, Mammalia, Tubulidentata, Orycteropodidae.
GCUCUGACCAUCCCCCUCCACCCCUCAGUUCCGAGAGAACCUUCAGGACCUGCUGCCCAGCCUGCCCCAAACUGAUGACUACUACCUCCUGCGCUGGCUCCGAGCUCGGAACUUUGACCUGCAGAAAUCUGAGGACAUGCUCCGCCAGCACAUGGAGUUCCGACAGGAGCAAGACCUGGACAACAUCCUUACAUGGCAGCCCCCAGAGGUGAUCCAGCUUUAUGACUCAGGGGGCUUAUGUGGCUAUGACUACGAAGGCUGUCCUGUGUGGUUCGACAUCAUCGGGACCCUCGACCCCAAGGGCCUUUUACUGUCAGCCUCCAAGCAGGCGAUGAUCCGGAAGCGCAUCAAGGUCUGCGAGAUGCUUCUGCAAGAGUGUGAACUACAGAGUGAGAAGCUGGGCAGAAAGAUCGAGACGGUGGUGAUGGUAUUUGACAUGGAAGGGCUGGGCCUGAAACACCUGUGGAAGCCAGCUGUGGAGGUCUAUGAACAGUUUUUUGCCAUACUGGAAGCUAAUUAUCCUGAAACACUGAAGAGUUUAAUUGUUGUGCGAGCUCCCACACUUUUCCCUGUGGCUUUCAACAUGAUCAAGUCAUUCAUGAGUGAGGACACAAGCAAGAAGAUAGUGAUUCUGGGAGCCAACUGGAAGCAGGAGCUACUGAAGUUCAUCAGCCCCGACCAGCUGCCUGUGGAGUUUGGGGGGACCAUGACUGACCCCGAUGGCAAUCCCAAGUGCCUGACCAAGAUCAAGUACGGGGGAGAGGUGCCCAAGAGCUACUACCUGCAGAACCAGGUGAAGUUGCAGUAUGAGCACAUGGUGUCUGUGGGCCGCGGCUCCUCCCUGCAGGUGGAAAAUGAGAUUCUAUCCCCGGGCUCUGUACUCAGGUGGCAGUUCGCAUCAGACGGAGGGGACAUCGGCUUUGGGAUCUUCCUGAAGACCAAGAUGGGAGAGCGGCAACGGGCAAGCAAGAUGGUGGAGGUGCUGCCCAGUCAGCGCUACGAUGCCCACGUGGUGCCUGAGGAUGGGAGCCUCACCUGCCUCAAGGCCGGCGUCUAUGUCCUGCGCUUUGACAAUACCUACAACUCGACGCACGCCAAGAAGAUUAGCUACACUGUGGAGGUGCUGCUCCCCGACAAGGCCUCCGAGAAGGAAAUCCAGGGUCUUGAGGCAACAAGGGCGCCCCCAGCACAAUGAAGACCCCAGUCACCCCUGUGC